GCAACGACUUGUUCAAGAGCGCGCAGUUUGAAAAGGCCAUUGGCAUUUACACGGAAGCCAUCGAGGCCUGCGAGAAGGACUCGUCGCCCGUCGCGAUCUCGUGCUACAACAACCGCGCUGCGUGCCACCAGCAGCUCAGCAACUUCUCCGCCGUCAUCCGCGACUGCUCCCACGUCCUCGAAGUUGAGCCGACGAACCAAAAGGCGCUGCUGCGCCGUGGCCUUGCGUACGAAGGCCUCGAGCGCUACCGCCUCGCGCUCCAGGACAUUCGUGCGCUCCUCGCUCUGGACCCGUCCAUCGACAUUGCCAACAAGGCCCAGCACCGGAUUGGUGCGGCCGUGCGUGCGCUCAAGGACAUGUAG
Molecule: messenger RNA, 362 nt
Organism: Saprolegnia parasitica CBS 223.65
Lineage: Eukaryota; Oomycota; Saprolegniomycetes; Saprolegniales; Saprolegniaceae
Exons: 3
Cellular component (GO): mitochondrion; cytosol
Molecular function (GO): heat shock protein binding
Source: RefSeq, a predicted model, not a curated record